This is a messenger RNA of Trametes versicolor FP-101664 SS1, 2510 nucleotides long. Its product is annotated as beta-glucosidase. Gene Ontology annotation, molecular function: cellulose binding; beta-glucosidase activity. Lineage: Eukaryota; Fungi; Basidiomycota; Agaricomycetes; Polyporales; Polyporaceae. Gene Ontology annotation, biological process: glucan catabolic process. The coding region runs from base 1 to 2445 and encodes 814 amino acids. Gene Ontology annotation, cellular component: extracellular region. The transcript is spliced from 32 exons. The record is from RefSeq and is a predicted model, not a curated record.
AUGGCUUUCAGGCUUACGACGGUUUGGUUGCUGCUGUUGACUUGCUCUGCGUUCGCACAGCACCCACUGAAGCUGCUCUCGUACAGGACCGGUGGCACAACCUGCGCGACGGGAUCCGUCUGUACCAAGCAAAAUGACUACUAUUCGCAAUGUCUUCCGGGUGUCGCCAAUUCUACCCCACCAGCCACCUCUGCGCCUGCCACCUCCGUGCCUCCGACGAGCCCUACGGGUAGCUCUCCAUCUCCAACCGGAUCGGCACCUGCUCAGACCAGCGUGGCGAACAUUUCGCCCGAAUGGACGGCGGCAUACAGCAAGGCGAAGGCCACUGUCGCGAAGCUCUCGCUGACGGACAAAGUGAACUUGGGAACAGGUGUUCAAUGGCAGAAGGGUGCCUGCGUCGGUAACACGCCCGCCGUUGCGUCUAUCCCUGGAUUUACCGGGCUGUGCCUGCAAGACAGCCCGGUUGGUGUGCGCUAUGCCGACAAAGUGUCUGCUUUCCCUCCGGAAAUCAAUGUGGCGGCUACAUUCAACCGCACCUUGAUGAGAGAGCGCGGCGCUGCAAUGGGCUCCGAGUUCAAGGGUAAGGGUGUUCACGUCGCCCUCGGGCCUAUGAUGAACCUUAUGCGCGCACCUGCCGCGGGACGCAACUGGGAAGGAGGAGGAGGCGACCCCUUCCUGUCGGGAGAACUUGCGUUCGAGACUAUCACCGGCAUUCAGUCCGUCGGAGUCCAGGCGUGCGCCAAGCACUACAUCAAUAACGAGCAAGAACACUUCCGCGACAGCAGCUCCUCCAACGUUGACGACAGGACGGAGCAUGAACUCUACUCGUACCCUUUCCUUCGUAGCGUUCAGGCCAACGUUGCGUCGGUCAUGUGCAGCUACAACCAGAUCAACGGGACGUACUCUUGCGAAAACGACAAGACCCUCAACGGCCUUUUGAAGGGAGAGUUCGGUUUCCAAGGAUACGUUAUGUCGGACUGGUGGGCCACCCACUCUGGUGCCCCGGCUGUGAACGCCGGUCUCGACAUGACCAUGCCCGGAGACACCGCUCUUGGCUCCGGACAAACGUACUUCGGACAGAACCUUGUCAGCGCCGUGCAGAGCGGCCAGGUUCCCCAAUCCCGCAUCGACGACAUGGCGACGCGUAUUCUUGCCGCAUGGUACCUCCUUGGCCAAGACUCCGGCUUCCCCGCCGUCAACUUCAACUCCUGGAACACCGGCCAGGGUUCCCACAUCGACGUGCAGGCCGACCACAAAAACUUGAUUCGCACCAUCGGCGCAGCGUCCACAAUCCUCCUCAAGAACACUGGCAACGUCCUUCCUCUGAAGGCGCCGAAGACAAUCGCGGUGGUCGGAAAUGGUGCGACGAACUCCUCCAAGGGCCCUAACGGGUACUCUGACCGCUCUGGUGACGACGGCGUCCUCGGCAUGGGCUGGGGCAGCGGCACGGAUGACUACCCGUACCUCGUCGCGCCCAUUGACGCCAUCACCGCUCGCGCGAAGAGUGACGGCACGACAGUUACGUCUUCGCUUACUGACACGGACCUGACCGGUGCCGCGAACGCUGCCAGCGGCAAGGACGUUGCGUUCGUCUUCAUCACGGCCGACAGCGGCGAGGGCUACAUCACCGUUGAGAAUGCGGCGGGCGAUCGCAACGACCUCAGCGCCUGGCACAACGGAGACGCGCUCGUCAAGCAGGUUGCGAGCGUCAACAAGAACACCGUCGUGGUCGUCAACAGCGUCGGCCCAAUCGUUGUGGAACAGUGGAUCAACCACCCCAAUGUCACCGCCUUGGUCUGGAGCGGUCUCCCGGGACAGGAGGCGGGCAACGCCCUCGUCGACGUCCUGUACGGCGCGUACAACCCCAGCGGCCGCCUCCCGUUCACGAUCGGCAAGGCCAUCACCGACUACUCCGCGCAGAUCACCUACACCGGCUCCGGCAUCGUGCAGAUCCCGUACAACGAGGGUCUCUUCAUCGACUACCGCCACUUCGACGCCGCUAACAUCGCGCCGCGCUUCGAGUUCGGCUUCGGGCUCUCGUACACGACGUUCGACUACUCGAACUUGAAGAUCAGCGGCUCCACGGCCGGCGGAACUCGUCAGCCCAUCGGACCCGGCGCAGCCCUCGACCCCUGGCUGCACGACCCCGUGGUCACCGUCACCUUCACCGUCACCAACAACGGCACCGUCGCAGGCACGGAGAUCCCGCAACUGUACACGUCGCCCCCGGCGUCAGCACAGUCCGCACCGCUGAACCUGCACGGGUUCGACAGCAUCUUCCUUGCGCCCGGGCAGUCCACGACGGUCUCGCUCACGCUCUCGCGCCUCGACUUCUCCGUGUGGGAUGUCCCGUCGCAGAGCUGGCAGAUCGCCAAGGGCGCAACCGGCAUCUCCGUCGGCGCGAGCAGCAGGGACCUGCGACUCAAGGGCUCCAUCACCAACUGAGUGUCCAAAUCCGCGACGUUCAUGGUGCGAAUGCGAUUAUAUGCGGCUCCCCUGAUGUAUAGUAC